AUGGUGUCAUUCAAAGGUACCCCAAAUCCACAAAGGUUAUGGAAGUCAUGGAUUGAUGAAUUACAACCAACCCAUCAAAGCAUUUGGAAGAAAGUUGGGAUCUUUGAUGCUAUCUUGUCAUCGGGUUAUUACAUUAAGAAGGAUAAUGAGCUAAUCAUAAGUUUGGCUGAGAAAUGGUGCUCUAAAACAAAUACAUUUAUCUUUUCUUGGGGUGAAUGUACCAUUACUUUGGAGGAUGUUAUGAUUUUGGGUGGAUUUCCUGUUUUGGGUGUUUCUGUUCUUACCCCUUCUAAGAAUAGAAACUUUGAUGAUAUUGAGGCUAGUUUGGUCAAUUCAUGUUCUGAAAUUAUGAGUAAUUCUAAUAAUCUUGUGACUCAUUUAGGUUGGAUGAAGUAUUUCAAGGGUAAAGGUGGUCAUUUGGAGCAUGUUGCUUUUCUUGUAUUGUGGUUGUCUAGGUAUGUUUUUCCUACAAAUGUGUACAAUACUAUUGCUCCUAAUUUGUUUUCAAUUGCAAUUAGUUUAGCUAAUGGUACCAAGAUUGCUUUAGCUCAUGCUGUUUUAGCUUCGAUUUAUCGUGAUUUGAGUUUGUUAAAUGAGAAAAUUGUUAGUUUCAUAUCAUGUGCUGGUGAAAAUGGUAAUUCAAAGCUUGUUCUUACUGCACCAUUAUAUUUAGUCCAUGUACGGGCUUGGGAAAGGUUUACUAGAUUAGGUAAAAAGCCGAAGUUUCUUGCUCGUGGAGAGCCGAGAUUGGCUCGUUGGCGCGGUUCAAAGAAAUCGAAAAAUGGGAGUUUGAGGCUGCAGGAUGUGGAGUCAUUUGGGGAUGAUUUUUUGUGGCGGCCUUAUGCUUUGAAUGUGAAGAAUUGGGAAGUUCCCAAGUUUUAUUGUGAUCAAGGAAUGUGGUUGUUGUUGAAUUCUGCUAUGGGAUGA
Messenger RNA from Chenopodium quinoa (quinoa), 927 nucleotides. Its product is annotated as serine/threonine-protein phosphatase 7 long form homolog. The record is from RefSeq and is a predicted model, not a curated record. Gene Ontology annotation, biological process: meristem development; meristem maintenance. Lineage: Eukaryota; Viridiplantae; Streptophyta; Magnoliopsida; Caryophyllales; Amaranthaceae. The transcript has a single exon. The coding region runs from base 1 to 927 and encodes 308 amino acids.